CCACGUGGCAAUUUUCCUCCAUGGCUCGUCGCCAGCAGUGGAGGCGUAAAAGCCCGGAAGCGGUGCUGGCGCGUUCUGAAGAGGCCCUCUGCAGGACUCUUUACAUAGUCCACCAGGCUGGACCCACCAGCUUCGUCCUCAAGGAAGAAACGGGGGAGAGAAAAUUCAAAACGUGUCUCGGAAACCCUCAUCAGUGUUCGUGCAGCGCGUUCAGGAAAGAGGGAGAGCUCUGCGUUCAUAUACUCUGGUUACUGCUGAAGAAAUUCAAGGUUCCUCGUGAGAGCUCUCUUUCUUUCCAACUGGGACUCGUCGAGCGUGAAAUCAACGGGAUUCUCUACGGAAACCACGCCCAGAAACAACUCCCCGUGCAACAGCCGGGGUCAACCGACCAAUCAAAUCACGUCGUUCGACGAGCAAUCACGAGCGAGGACAUCUGUCCGAUAUGCCAGGAAGAGUUUUCAGCGCGGCCACUUGCCAUUGCCUACUGCAAGUUGGGUUGUGGGCAGAACAUACAUGUGAGGUGUAUGAAGAUUUGGGCAGACCACCAGCAGACGCCUGGGGACCCCACCGUACAUUGUCCGGUUUGUAGGUGUGAUUUUCUUCCCCUCAAGGAGCUGUGUGGAGAUGAUUUGUGCGUGUACAAACCAACUUCAGUUACGGAGAUCGGACAGGCACGAGUUGACAAACCAAAUGGUGGCAGAAGAAGGGUUAGAGAGAGAGGUGAAGUGUUAAUAUCGCGACUGAAGGCAUACCCAGUGGGAACUGGAGGAGGAGGAGGAGGGAAGGGAAGUGUGUGCGAGAUGUGUGGGGAGGAAUUCAAGAGAGGGGACUGGGUCAGGAAGCUCCCGGCCUGCAGACAUGAGUUCCACCGACUCUGUAUCGAUGGAUGGUUGAGAUCAGGACAUGCAGUGUGUCCAGUUGAUGCCACUACAGUCUUUGUACCUCCCAAUAACAAACAUAAAGCUCCACUGAAACGAAGAAAAAGAGGCGGAGAGGGCAAAAGACAGUCUUACACUCUCUGGAUACUCAAUAAAAUUACCUCACAUUGAACAGGUUGCCUCAUCUGGACUUGCUAUAGGAACGGUAUACGCCACAGACACAGAACCAUUCAGGACCAACUGCAGUCACGUGACAGAUCACAUGAUCAACAGCUCCUCCCACCUCUCCACUUCCCUUUCCCACCCAGUUCCCACCCUCACCCCACACAUCGUACACACGGCUCGAGAAACACACGGAAGAAAUGGCCGCCCAGUUCGGCACUGAGAAGAGGUCUUCCUUCCUCUUCCCCUCUCUCCCUCUCCUCUGCCAGGAGAACUCUGUCUCCCAGGCUGGAGGUGACUAGCCUCAAGCUCAACCUUUCCCUUCCUCCUCUUCCUCCUCCCCACACCCUCUCUCCCUCCCUCCAUUCACUAAGACACAAGAAACCCCUCUCAUCUGAAGCUAGUUAUCAGUAACUCUCACUCUGCGUGCUCUGCAUUCUCAAUGGGUGUGAUAGUCUCUCAUAGGGAAUGUAUGUAUACAGUACGUAUGAACAUACUUUUCAAGGAAGGCAAUAUUUCGAGGUGUGUGGAACUCUUUUUACCUGUGAAUGUUUGCAGAUUCAACGCGGAGAAGAAAGAUUAUGAACGUUUUCCAUUUGCGAGAAUUGUGAAGAAUUACAAUAGCAGCAGCGGUAAACGGUAUAGUAAGUCAUGAAAUUUGCCAGAGGUCUGAAAUGGAGUACCCAUCAGGAAGUGCCUCGAUGGCUAGUCCCAGUUCAUGGCUGUAGACUGGCUCCCUGUCCUUCCUCUUGUGCGGAUCAGCCAAAUAUGC
Molecule: messenger RNA, 1812 nt
Organism: Geodia barretti
Lineage: Eukaryota; Metazoa; Porifera; Demospongiae; Tetractinellida; Geodiidae
Source: the annotation of a GenBank genome assembly